AUGAUGAAAAGAGAAGGAUUGAAGAGAAGGGUGGGAAUAGCUGGUCUACUUUCUCCGGAAGGAGCAGCCCUCUGUGAGACGGGCCUUGCCACCGGUGGGCUGGCACAGGACCUGCGAGCAGCCUUGGCAGACGACGACGGUCUGAGCAUGCGAGAAAACAGUGGUGAUGGUGAAGCAGCCCGGGCACUUGACGUCCAUGAAGAAGGAGCGUGGGGCGGGCACAAGAGUCUUGAGCUUGUGCUUCCGCGCCUCGGCAGCGGGCGAGGGGUUGAGAAGGUCAACAGCGAGAACCUAGAGGUGACGAAGUCAGCUGUGCGAGUCUCAUUGAGGUGGGGAAAGGCGCUUUGCAAUGUGAAGGGACGACGUGGGCGGUCGAGAAGCAAUUGCAGUGGUGAGGGUGUCGUGUGCGUACGUGUGCGGAAAUUUCGCCACGAGCGAGAGAGGGGAAAAGGCUUGUGGAAAGCGGACAGGACGGGGCUUACCAUGAUGAAGAGCUGUCUGGAAAGCUGUCAGAGAGCGGAAGGGCGAGUCGAAGAGUGGUGA
This is a messenger RNA of Verruconis gallopava, 543 nucleotides long. RefSeq lists its product as uncharacterized. The transcript has a single exon. Bases 1 to 543 code for a protein of 180 amino acids. The record is from RefSeq and is a predicted model, not a curated record. Lineage: Eukaryota; Fungi; Ascomycota; Dothideomycetes; Venturiales; Sympoventuriaceae.